Pongo pygmaeus (Bornean orangutan) is the source of this 7882-nucleotide messenger RNA. It is a transcript of the gene CCSER2, whose product is annotated as coiled-coil serine rich protein 2. The transcript has 12 exons. NCBI's taxonomy places the organism in Eukaryota, Metazoa, Chordata, Mammalia, Primates, Hominidae. Gene Ontology annotation, molecular function: microtubule binding. Gene Ontology annotation, biological process: microtubule bundle formation. The record is from RefSeq and is a predicted model, not a curated record. The coding region runs from base 468 to 3611 and encodes 1047 amino acids. Gene Ontology annotation, cellular component: microtubule cytoskeleton.
GUCCGGGCGGGCGCCGGCCGAGGGAGGGGGCGCGGCGGCUUUGGAGUCCGGCGCUCCAUCAGGCCGCGGACGCGGUGCUGGUUGCUGCGGCUCGGGCGGCGGGGCUGGCAGGGAUGUGACGGGCGGCCCUUCGUCUCACCUUCCGUUCUCGGGCCCGCAGGUCGCAGGGCGGCCUGCAGCUGGGCCGCGGCCGAGGAGGCAGCGCGACCUCCGCACGGGCUAAAUGAAAGACACACCCUAAAACACAUCCUGAGGUGAAACUUUGGUGGGGCACACCGUUGCCGGACGGUUAAGCCUUUCCACCCUCUGGUUGCAUAGGAAGGACAGUUUCUUGCCUCGGUCAUGGAGAUCCUGUAUAGCCUGUCUUCCACAGGUGUUCCUGUCUCUUGAGAUAGCAGCCUGAGCCAGCCCCAGGACAUUAUUCAUUUAUUCUGUCAACUUUUAAGAACAAAUGCACCUUAUAGCUCAUGGAAGAAAAAACACAAAUCAAGACAUUUUUGGGUUCCAAGUUGCCAAAGUAUGGAACAAAAUCUGUAAGAAGUACAUUGCAGCCAAUGCCAAAUGGGACACCUGUUAAUUUAUUAGGAACUUCCAAGAAUAGUAAUGUCAAAAGUUACAUCAAAAAUAAUGGCUCUGAUUGUCCAUCAUCUCAUUCAUUUAAUUGGAGGAAAACAAAUAAAUAUCAACUUUGUGCACAGGGUGCCGAAGAGCCUAACAAUACUCAAAAUUCACAUGAUAAAAUAAUUGAUCCUGAAAAACGUGUUCCUACUCAAGGAAUGUUUGAUAAAAAUGGGAUAAAGGGAGGUUUGAAAAGUGUUUCUUUAUUCACAUCAAAGUUAGCAAAGCCAUCCACUAUGUUUGUGUCAUCUACAGAGGAGUUAAACCAAAAGUCUUUUUCUGGACCAUCUAAUUUGGGUAAAUUCACCAAAGGCACAUUAUUAGGAAGGACUUCAUAUUCUUCGGUCAGUACUCCAAAAUCACAGUUGAAUGGAUUUUAUGGAAACCGGUCGGCUGGUAGCAUGCAAAGGCCUAGAGCGAACUCCUGUGCCACCAGAAGCAGUUCUGGAGAAAGCUUAGCUCAAUCCCCAGACAGUAGUAAAUCUAUUAAUUGUGAAAAAAUGGUAAGGUCACAAAGUUUUUCACAUUCCAUUCAGAAUUCAUUCCUUCCACCUUCAUCUAUAACCAGAUCACAUUCCUUUAAUAGAGCUGUGGAUCUUACAAAGCCUUAUCAGAACCAACAGCUAUCCAUUAGAGUGCCUCUACGGUCAAGUAUGCUAACAAGAAAUUGCCGGCAGCCAGAAGUGCUCAAUGGGAAUGAACAUUUGGGGUAUGGAUUUAAUAGGCCUUAUGCUGCUGGUGGAAAGAAGUUGGCUUUACCAAAUGGCCCAGGUGUAACUUCUACUUUAGGUUAUAGAAUGGUUCAUCCCUCUCUGCUGAAAUCUAGCCGAUCUCCAUUUUCUGGGACUAUGACAGUUGAUGGAAAUAAAAAUUCACCUGCUGACACAUGUGUAGAGGAAGAUGCUACAGUUUUGGCUAAGGACAGAGCUGCUAAUAAGGACCAAGAACUGAUUGAAAAUGAAAGUUAUAGAACAAAAAACAACCAGACCAUGAAACAUGAUGCUAAAAUUAGAUACCUGAGUGAUGAUGUGGAUGACAUUUCCUUGUCGUCUUUGUCAUCUUCUGAUAAGAAUGAUUUAAGUGAAGACUUUAGUGAUGAUUUUAUAGAUAUAGAAGACUCCAACAGAACUAGAAUAACUCCAGAGGAAAUGUCUCUCAAAGAAGAGAAACAUGAAAAUCGGCCACCACAGGAUAUGUUUGAUUCCCCCAAGGAAAAUGAAAAAGCCUUCAGUAAAACUGAUGAAUGGAUAGAUAUAAGUGUCUCUGACAGGAGUGAAUGUACAAAACAUACUUCUGGGAAUAAUUUGGUUUCACCAGAUACAGACUACAGAGCUGGUUCUUCGUUUGAACUCUCUCCAUCUGAUAGCUCUGAUGGUACAUACAUGUGGGAUGAAGAAGGCUUGGAACCCAUUGGAAAUGUCCAUCCAGUUGGGAGCUAUGAGUCCUCUGAAAUGAACAGCAUAGAUAUUUUGAAUAAUCUUGAAUCAUGUGACCUUGAGGAUGAUGAUCUUAUGCUUGAUGUGGAUCUGCCUGAGGAUGCACCUCUUGAAAAUGUGGAGUGUGACAAUAUGAACCGCUUUGACCGACCAGACAGAAAUGUUCGGCAGCCUCAGGAAGGUUUUUGGAAAAGGCCACCCCAGAGGUGGAGUGGACAGGAGCAUUACCACCUCAGCCACCCUGAUCACUAUCAUCACCAUGGAAAAAGUGACUUGAGCAGAGGCUCUCCCUAUAGAGAAUCUCCUUUGGGUCAUUUUGAAAGCUAUGGAGGGAUGCCCUUUUUCCAGGCUCAGAAGAUGUUUGUUGAUGUACCAGAAAAUACAGUGAUACUGGAUGAGAUGACCCUUCGGCACAUGGUUCAGGAUUGCACUGCUGUAAAAACUCAGUUACUCAAACUGAAACGUCUCCUGCAUCAGCAUGAUGGAAGUGGUUCAUUGCAUGAUAUUCAACUGUCGUUGCCAUCCAGUCCGGAACCAGAAGAUGGUGAUAAAGUAUAUAAGAAUGAAGAUUUAUUAAAUGAAAUAAAACAACUUAAAGAGGAAAUAAAGAAAAAAGAUGAAAAGAUCCAACUAUUAGAACUUCAGCUUGCAACUCAGCAUAUCUGCCACCAAAAAUGUAAAGAGGAAAAAUACACUUAUGCUGAUAAAUAUACCCAAACACCCUGGAGACGAAUUCCUCCUCAAGUACUACAGCCUUCCAGCAGCCUUCCCAGACCCACAGACCACACCCAGGGAAAACUAAUAAAGCCACAACGUAUCGAGGCCCGCAGUGAAUGCGCAAUCCAAGACAUGCAUCAGGGCAUUGCACAUCCAGAAGAAAGCUUUACACACGUCUUGCAACAAGAAAGCAACUAUGGUUUGGAAGAGCAGCCUUUUUCAUCAGGCCCACAAUUAACAAUGGAUGUGGCUAAGAGUACACCUUCUGAAGCAAACUUAAACAUUACUGUAAAUGCUCAAGAGCCUUAUCAUUUGGCAAACAAUCAAAUUAGUGACAUGCAGUUUAUACCCACUUCUCUUCAGACACCUCCCGAGUCAAGUACAGUAGACCAGGCUAAGAGAGUUGGAAGAAAUCAGUCUCCGCCAGUGGGUUAUACGUCUCAGCCCAAGUCCUUGCAGCUUUUAAAGCCAUCCAUAUUGAGCUCUUUGGUACCGCCUCCAGUUUCUGAAUCAUCUCCAAGUAGGACUCCCACUUGUAAAAAGUCACCAAUAAUCACAACAUGUAAUUCAGCAAAACUUCAGCCAACAUCUAGUCAAACAAAUGUUGCAAAUAAUCAGAAUCUGAAAGCAUCUAAGCUCCGCCCCCCCUCAGGCUCUUUCAAACAAAAACAAACAAACAGCCCCCAACUAGAGCCUCAAAGCUUCCAGGCCAAGACAAGCAUCCCAAGGCCACUAACACAACGAAAAGAAAUCAUGCAGAAUCCAAAUGGCAAUUUGCAUUCUGGAGAUUGUUUGGCCUCUAAUCGAUAUUCUCGUCUUCCUAAACCAAAGAUACAUUAAGUACAUAGCCAUCACCUGCCAAUUUGUUUCUUAAAAACAAUCUCUUCUGUAAUAGCUUUAUGUGUAGCUUGCAGCUUGCUACCGUGGUGGAGGUUCCAUUGAAAGCCUGCAAAUCUUAAAUUAAAAUGUGGAAGCUUCUACUAGUUUGGCUCCUUCAUUUUAUAUCCUGGUUGAAGUACAUGCCAUUUUAGCGUAAUUAUCUCAGGUAAACACGAAAGUUUGCUUACCCAUUUCAGAGGCCUGCCAAAGGCCCAAAUCAUGUUAUCCAUCCCUCUCCACGUCAGAAAAUUCAUAAUAUUUUACUGAGCAGGCAAGAAGUGUGCUUUGCUGGUUUAGUCCUGUUAAGGUCUGUAUUUAUUGUGGUUGUUAGAACCUCACCCCUUUUCACUUGUCUCUCCUGUGAAUAUGGCUACUAUUUUAACUAAAGAUAUGGUGAUAAUGGAAGAUGGUAGUCUGUAAGCAGAGUUCUGGCCAGUGUUUUGUAUAUUUAAAAGGUCUAUGCAAAAGCUUUGUGAUGAAUAAAGGAGAUUAGGGUUUUAAUGGAAAGUCUAUGUAAGUUUUAUUUUUCCUUGCCAGGGUCAGUCAGCUAAUGUUACUAUUGAUUUAUUUCCCAAAUUCCCCAGGCUGGAAAUGUUUCUUAUUACAUAUAAAUCAGUUAUAUAUUCCUUUACAUCUUGUUUUACAAACACAUGUGCGUGCACACACACAUAUACACACACAUAACCAUUUAUGUUUGUAUUUGUUACUGGGUAAAUUUUGGAGAGCUUGAGAUACACCUUGAAACCUGUACCUAAACAUGUAUUCAUUUGUAACAUAUGUUGGUGCUAGAGUUUUGCUGGUAAUUCAGUUUUGAACCCUUAGGCUUAUGGAUCCAUGAUAGCCAUUUUAAGGUUCCACAGCAUUAUGUCUUUAAUUGUAAUAUUUAUAUUUAUUGAUUUUAUGCUAAUACCUGAAGACUGAAAUAAUGAACUUGAAACAUUUGCACAAAACCUUGAUGUGGGGUAUAAAUAUACCAUAUAUAGGGAUUGUAAACUAUUUUCUAUAGCAAAACAAGUUAAAAUAUUUUGAGAAAAAUAACAAAUUUAAAUAAGACUAUCUUGAGAAAGCUGGAGUUCAUAAUAUUCUCCCCUUCCCCCACCUCCGGUCUCCUAGGUUUCCGUUUUCUGUGUUUUUUGUUUUUUUCUGUUUGUUUUUUGAGACAGAGUCUUGCCCCAUUGCCCAGGCUGGAUUGCAGUGGCGCAAUCUCGGCUCACUGCAACCUCUGCCUCCUGGGUUGAAGCGAUUCUCCUGCCUCAGCCUCCUGAGUAGCUGGGACUACAGGCAUGUGCCACCAUGCCUGGCUAAUUUUUUUGUAUUUUUAGUAGAGAUGAGGUUUCACCUUGUUGGUCAGGCUGGUCUCAAACUCCUGACCUCAAGUGAUCCAUCCACCUCGUCUAUGGUGUAUUUUUGAAAGACAAUUUUUUAAAGGUAGAUUUGGGGAAAAAAAUAGAAUUGAAGAUGGGAAAUUUUGUUUUAUUAAAAAGGUGCUAGAAGGUAUUUCAAAGACAGUAUUCUUAUUUUAAUACGCUGUAGAAGGUAGGCGUGGAACCUCCAUGCUACCAUGUGCACGAACCUAAUUAUGCUUUGGGCCACUUGUCAGUUCAGUAAAUCUGCCUUCCUCUUCUCCCAAAUCAUGUCAUCUUUAGGUUGUUCACCUGCAGCUGCUUUAAAUGAAUUAGUAUCUUUCAGAUAGAUAACCUUACAAAGAGAAUGUUUGUUUUGAGCAGCUGACCAAAAAUAUAUCAAACAGGAUUAUUGCCAAAAAGUCACUCAAAUUUCUAGAGGUUCCUUUAAAAGAUGUAUGUUGAUGAAAUUGCCCCUUUAUAAGAAAAACAACAGCAAGUCUUUUAGUAGAAAUUUGAAAGAAGUGUUUGCUACCAUUUUGACCCAUUAUUCCUUUACCUAUCAGAUGAAUUUGCCAUUCACUGGAUAGAAACCAUUCUUGGAUUUGGUAAGAGGUGAGCAAGACAAAUCUUGUACCAUACUCUUAUGUACCAGCACUUCUGAUGGAGAAGCAGUGAAGUUCAGAACGUUCUUCAUAUAGUCCAGAUACUGUUAGAGUCAGGCAAAUCAGCAAAGCACUUAUUUGUUUAUGGAGAUGACCCAUGAUGGCUGCAGUUGUAAGUGGGCAUACGUAUUCUGUCAUUUUGAAGGAGAAAGAAAACCGUUCUCACAUGUUGCAAAUAUGUGAAUCAUACUAUAUUUCCCUAAAGUAAAACCAGUGACUUAGUGGUUUUUGGUUUAUUUAGAAGUUGGUUUAGGCCCUUAGGAAACAUUAUUUACGAGUUGGCCUUAUCGUUAAGGGAAAAGUUCUAAAUUUUUUAAUUUAUUUUUUAUUCCCUAGUCUGAGGAAAAUGUCUUUAUUGUCCAUUACAUAAAAAUGUUGACUCCAGUAAUUUAUUUUUCUCCAUUUUUUCCUCCAUGCAUUUACUCAAUUUUUCUCUAUUUUUUUCUUCCCUGAUGGAUUUGCAGAAAUGUUAACCAAUUAGCUCAACUUUUCUCUACCUUUGUUGAGUCUUAAUCUUUUAGAAGAUAGGCUCAUCGUAUAUUUAUGAAGCAUAAUAUAUUAAAAGAAAACAAAUCUAGGAUGCUUGCAUGACAAAGUAUUUGCCUGCAGUUUUCAUUAAAAACUGCAAGAAUAUCAUGCUUGUCUGCUUCUUAGUAAAUGUUAAGUCUGAAAUGGAAGUGAGGAUGUAACUCUACUGAAUAAUCAAAGAUCAUCUUAGAUUGGGCUUGAUCUGUGUUUAUUGCUUCUAUUAAUGUAAAUCAACUCUGUGCCAAAUCCUCCUCCACUGGAACACAAACCAUUUAUUGUCUUAGUUCUAGUGGUAUCAAUGAAGGUAGAUAGUCACAGUAUAUGAAUUCUAAGUCCUGAGGAAGAAAUUUUAUGGGGUUUGUUAAGUUUCAUAUUUGUGAAAGAGGAAAUUAGUAAAGUAUUCAGACUUCGAUAUUUGGCUGUUAAUGGGAUGCAUAUCAAAUUUUUAAAAGAAAGCUUGGCCUAAGGAGUUUAUUGGUACAGGUGCAGAUGAUUUUAAGGCAUUAAAGGAUUAUAGAGUUAUGUCAUUUAGACUGUUUCUAAUAACUGAGACCAUCUAACAUUUUUCUUUUGGAGUCUCAUUUUUAUUUGUGCAAUAUUUUCAGGCAUAUAGGCUACUGUUCAUUGUAUUUAUAUAUAUAUUAGAAUUUACUAAGUACUUUAACAAGUAAAAAUCUGAAUAUGAAAGAAAAUAUCAGAUUUGCACUUUAAAUGAGCUUAAUUGCUUGAAAUUGUGCCUGAAAUAUCGAAAUGCCUCCUAUGGGGUGUGGCUUUGUUGAAAUAAAUUUGUAAUUGUUGCUGUUUGAAGUUAUCAGUACAGCUGUUCACAGAAAUAUAUUCCCAGCAUGUCACUUUUCCCAUUAAAGCACUAAGUUUUCUUUGAAUGUUCCAUUGUCCCGAUAAGUAUUUUACUUUUUUCUCAGUACAUCAGAGAGAGCGUGAUCCCCCUACAGCUGUCACUUCCAAAUGUUCCUGUAGCAUAAAUGGUGUUACAGACACUGGGGUGCACUCUUGGUUUCUGAGCAGAGUUGUCAUACUGGUUUCCUGGUCUCUAGGGCACUGGGGAUGUAGUUUGAAAUCACCGAACAGGCUUGGAAUUAAGAUCAAUAAGGCUGCAGCACCAUUUCAAUUUACUUUCCAUCUUACCCAGUAGUUUUUGUGUUUUUAAAUUCAUUUGGGUGGUUAUGUUUGCAUGCUUAAGCACACAUUUGAAAAUUAAUUAUAGCUGUACUACCCGAUGUUUUUCCUUGGGGAUGAUGGCCUUGUUCCUUUUUAAAUUCUGAUGCUUGAAUUCUAUUUUCUAAUGAUUUUUCACAUCUCCCUUUAAGUUUUUGCUGCAGCAAUUUGAGAGAGUACUUUUGAUUAAAUGAUUCUGAUGGUGGGCACCAAUCUACAACUAUGUCAUUAACUGAAGAUACAUGUUUUAAUCUUGUUGGGAAUAAGCUUACCCACUUUCUCCUUGGUAAAGCAUUUACUUAACAAAAUAAUACCGGAGAAUGUAAGGUCUCUAAGUCAUUACUAACAAAGAGCAAAAAUAAUAUCUGCAGUAUUGUUUUUCCCAUUGAUUUUAAAAGUCAGUUUAGAGUACAAACUGUAUAUUAGAAUUUGCCUGUAAAAUGAAUUCUAAAAAACAGAUGUAAAGUCUCUCCUGAAAAUGUUGGCAUAGUAAAUAAAAAUAAAGUUCAUAAUUAUAAAA